Messenger RNA from Varanus komodoensis (Komodo dragon), 6421 nucleotides. It is a transcript of the gene METTL25, whose product is annotated as methyltransferase like 25. The coding region runs from base 3043 to 4605 and encodes 520 amino acids. The record is from RefSeq and is a predicted model, not a curated record. NCBI's taxonomy places the organism in Eukaryota, Metazoa, Chordata, Lepidosauria, Squamata, Varanidae. The transcript has 11 exons.
UGCUUUGCAGGCACAACAAUAUUGCUUAAUUCAUCCUUACAUUUGCUGUGUUCUCUUUUCUAAGCAAUCCAGAAAUAUAUAUUCUUCUACAGGCAGUAAAAUCCUAUUAAAUGUCUACUUGGAACUAAUCCCAGCUGUGUUCAGUGGGGUUAAUUCCCAAGCUAAGUCUACUGAAGGUUGCAAUGUUAAUUAUCUCUUUGAGUGUCAAUAGUGGUACCUCUUUUUUGCAUCAUUUUAAAUUUCAGUAGCCACAGUUUGGGCUGUGUAUAAAUUCUUAUGUAAGCUGCUGAGCAAACCUUACUUUCUUUGAAAAGUACUCACUGUGAAUUUGACAUGUUAAGUUUCUUUUGAAACUGUACUGGGAGCGGCUGUUCAAAAAAUGAAAGUGGUCAAGCUCACAUUGAGAAAGCAAAGUGAGUAACGCAGUGCUGUACUGUGCCAAUAGCAAUGUCACAUUUAACAUUCUUUACAGCUAGGUCCUUCAUUCACAACUUCCCACUCAGUGCCCUUUGUCAGCAGGGAACAAUUUAACCUUUGACAACUACAAACUUUCAGAAAAUGGUGGAGAGAAUAAUUAGAAAUGGACACAUAAUUGCAAUAUAACCUUAAAUAAUAAAAAUAAAACAAUUUCAUUAAAAUUCUUUGUAUUUAAUACUAAAAGAAAGCUUACUAACUAGAGUAGAAUUACUUGGCACUUACUGGUGAGACCAAUACCAAACUUCAGAGUUGUAAUAUGGUAUUUUCAUAUGAUCACUGGGGCCUUUAAAUGUCAAAUGUUUUCCAGACUUUCCUAGAUUCAUUUCUGUUUUCCAGAAAAGACACAUCUGCUAACCAUUGAGAAAAUGUUCUUGAACAAAUUGCAUUGUUUUCAAAAAGGAACUUGCGCACAAAGAGGAAUUUUACAACAUUCAAACAUAUUGUGCUGAAAAUUCUCUUUCAUGUGUUUUUUUAUAAUUUCCCUUAUCAUAAGAAGAGAAAUAUGCCUCAGAGAUUACUUUGAAGAGCUACAUAGUCUGCCUUAGAAAUAACUGAAAUAGCUUGGAAAUAUGUUAUCCACUGCUAGGAUUACAUUUACAAAAGUGUCUUUUUCCUCUUUAAAAAUAAGUUGCAGCUGUUUCUAUAUCCCCAAAGAUCACUAAUGAAACAUCAGUGGAGCUAUAAAAUGCAUAAGCAUUUAUGCAACCAAAGCAUCUUUGAAACUGUGUUCCAUGUACUAGUUGUUUAUAUUUGAAGUAAUUUGGAGGUAAGAAGUUGAAUCCAUGAGCCAAUUUUGAUCCAUGUAGUUGAACUUAGGACCCAUUGAAGUCCACAUGAAAAAAUAGUGAUGGUGUAAUGUAAGUAUUUCAGUGAGAAUGAUUUGCUGCUUAGAUAUUUUGGAUUCAACUCAAGAUUAUUCUGCAGAAAUUUAUAUUCCCAUUUGGGCAUGGCAUUCGGUAUUGACAUUUAUUUCUUAUUGUUGGCAUCUUUUGGGCCAAAAUAUUUAGUAUGGUUCCAGACAUGAUCAGCUGGACUAUUAAUAUUUUUUCUAAUACUGAUGAUUACCCUUUAUCCUAACUUGAAGCAAAGCAUUUCAUUGUGUAGGUUAAUGUUAUUAAUGUGACUAUCAAAGAGUGUCUGGGACACCAUGGGAUGCUCUGGAUCUCCUUUUUGCUGACAGAAAGAGCUAUAAACAUGAAGGAGGAGAUCCAGUCAUGAAUCUGCCCUCACUCCUAGCCACCACAGAAAACUUUUCUUAUGGACUGAAUUACUUGUAAGAGAAGUUGGAAAGAAGGGGGCAUCCUGGAGGGUUGUGCCAUAUCCUGUGCCUCUCUCGUUGCCUUUCCUCCACUAAGUUGGGCUUAGUGGCAUAGGUAGCUGUCUUUUAUAUUUUCAGUGAAGGAACAGAGGUGAUAUUGCCUCUGCCUUCCUCAUAUCCUGCCAGGUUCUUCCUAGCAUGGCAUAGGGUAGGGUAGGUACACGUUUCCAAAUGAAAGCUAAUAGAAUGCAUGUGUGGGUUGAAGUCCACACUUUGACAGCUAGUUAAAUGUCACUGUGUGUGAAAUUUUAUAACCAUAAUGCCUUUAAUAAAAUAUAAUUGUUUCUACAAUAAUUUUUCUGAACAUUCUUCAAUAAUACAGUUGUGUAAACAGGAUUCAUAAUAUAUACGUAUAUAGUUUGCUGAUUGUUCUAACUAUAACCCAUUGUGCUGCAUUGGAUCAUAUUCUGGGAGGUUCCUUGAUCAGGACAUGCAGUGGGGGUCGGGGUGUAGAAAAGCCUUAUUUCACAUGCAGCCCUUUGGAGCCUAGUCUGUGUUUAGGGAAACAAAUCUUAAUCAAGCUUUUCUCACAUGUAUUUCAAAAAAGAGAUAGCAACACACACAAAAGACAUGGCACACGUUCCUUGUUCAUAUUUUGUUGAUAAUAUGAAUUUUUAUGCCAUUAUUUCUCAGUUGAUAAAAUCUUUAUUGUAUGCUGAUAGUUUGUUCAUACUACCAGAUGUUCAAAAGUACAUGCCUCUUGAACAGUGGCAUGGAAAAAUCUCAAGAUACUCAUCAUCACAGUCCAGUUUUCAGUGUACUUUUAUAUAAGCAAGACUUGUUCAGCAUCAUUCCCAGCAUGUUCUUAUUAAAGAAUGAAUAGAGUUACAGUCUGAUUAUCAGCUUCUUGACAAGUGACAGGAAUAUAUGGAGUGCAAGAAUGAGGCAUGAAUCUUUUUGUAGAAAAGAUUGUAAGCUGUCUAUUUUGCAAGCAAGGCUCUUUUUCUGUGACCACCAAUGUAUAGAGGGGUAGUGCUUAUUUCAUAAAGUUCUCAAAGAUUACUGCCAAAAGUCCAAAGUGAAAAACUGAACCCAGAUUUUCCCAUCACCGUUUUGCCCUUGAGAUAAAGUGAUUAUGUAAAAAUAGAAAGGGAAGGAUUUUCAUCUUGCCAGAGUGAACAGUCCUUCUCAAGGUAAGGAUGAGGAGGUACAUUUCUGCACCAUGUAGAUAUGGUCCACUUCAAGAAAUAACUUAUGUGUUGGUUUUAAUGUACAACUACAGUGCAACGAGUGUCAAUUUUUGAUCCAUGUAUCCAUUAUCAUUCCACGUAUUUUCCUUGAAGGGCUUGAUCAUUUGCAUGAGCUCCAGCAGAUGCUCACAAAGGAUUGAUGUUCUGUAUGUGCUUCAAGUGAACAUGCAUAAAUUUGUAGGGAUGAAAGCAGAUGAUUUCAUGAAUAACAAGAAGUCACACGAAGUACAGUUGAUGUCAGAGUUAGUGGAUGGCAUUGCAAAAUACUGUGGCUUAAACCAGGUUAUUGACUUAGGCUCUGGAAAAGGCUACCUGAGCUCCUUCUUGUCAAUGCAGUAUAAUCUGAAGGUUUAUGGAAUUGAUUCCUCAAACACAAACACCCAUGGAGCUAAUGAAAGGAACAGGAAAUUGAAGAAACACUGGAAAGCCUAUCAAAGACGGGCAAGAGCAAAUGUCAGAGGCCAUGUGUUGGAAGAGGCAAGGGAAAGGUCUGAGCAAGAUAAAGAGAAAAGUAAAGCAAAUAUCAGUGAAAAGCUCUUAAGUACUAAUAACAGUCUUCAAAGUCAGGCCCAGGUGGCUGCUCCAGAUUCCAUUCAUUUUGAAACAGCUGAUGUUUUCAUAGACUCUGAUAUGUGUAUUACUAACAAACAAUAUGAACUUCAUUCUGGGGCUCAGCUGCAGCCUGAUGAGAACAACAUUCCUGAAAAUGUAUUUCUAAAUAUUCUGCCUGCUGACGCUGUAGAAGCUGACUGUUCACCCAGGAGUAAUUGCAGGGAGCUUUGUGAAGAAGAGAGAGAACGAAGGAAGAUGGCUUCUCUUAAAGCCAAAGCAAGCAGGUCAAAAGAAGCCAACGUAUAUUCUCCACUAACAUCAUAUAUCACUGCAGAAACAGAGCUACGUGACAUUAUUGCUGAUCUGGAGGACUGUGUAAUCGUGGGUUUACAUACAUGUGGUGAUCUUUCUCCAAGCACCCUGCGACUUUUUAAUGCUAAACCUGAAAUCAAGGCGGUUUGCAGUGUGGGCUGCUGCUACCAUCUGCUGUCAGAGGAGCAUGAAACUCAGGAAGGUGGGAUUCAGGAAACAUGGGGUUUCCCCAUGUGCCAGUAUUUAAAGGAGGAGGACUGGUUCUGUGGUCGCAAUGCCAGAAUGGCAGCCUGUUUGGCUCUGGAACGAGUUGCAGUUGGCCAAGUGCUGCCUACUGAAUCAUUGUUUUAUCGAGCUGUCUUACAGGUUAUUGUAGAAGAAUUUUAUGGAGUCACGAGAAGUGAUUGUAAUAUUGGGAAAGUGUUUUCUAAAUCAACUUCCUUCAUGGAUUAUGUUCGAAAAUCUUUAAAAAAGCUUGGCCUUGAUGAAUCAAAGAUUUCAGACAAGCUCAUAACAGAGUAUUUUGAAAAAUACAAGCAUAGAAUGAAUGAGAUGGAAGCUUUCAAUAUGCUGAAAGUUGUCCUAGGACCUUGCAUAGAGGUGCUAAUACUUUUGGAUCGGCUCUCCUACCUCAAAGAACAGGACAACAUUGCCUGGUCUGGACUGGUAAAGUUAUUCGAUCCCAUAAAAUCCCCCAGAUGCUAUGCAGUUGUGGCUCUGAAGAAGCAGACAUUUCAAGUGCAAGCAAAUUGUUAGGUUGAUCUAAAGCUGGGAACUAAUCUUACUAUUUGUACUUUGAAUUCAGUUUGGUUUUUACAAUUCUAAAAUUAUUAAGCAUUUUGUUGUUUACUAAGAGUUUUAAUAUGUUUAUACAUCAUGACAAGUCAGAAAAGUAAAUUUUUAGACUAUAUAUGUCACAAUAUUCCAACUUACUAGCUCAGUGUGAAAUUUCACUCUUGCCUUAUAUGGUUGAUUUGACAGGGUUUUACCAAUUCUUCCAGAAAAAUGAGCAAAGUGAAAUUAAGGACAGAUACUCCACAAUCAGAUUUCCCAGCUGAAAACUUGAAAAUAUCUGUGUAUGCAUGUGUGUAUUGUUGUUUGAAGUUACUCACCUGAAGUUACUCUUUAGAAAGUGUUGUGUGGGUGUGAGUGAGGGCAACUUUGGUUUUUCAGAAAGAUUGCUGCAGGUUUUUUUUUAAAGGAACUGCUAUCUCUUCCCAAUUGUUUUCAGCCUUCCUGCAGCUUCUUUUAUUUGAAUAAAUUAAGGAGAUUAAAGUCAUAGGAAUCCUGGAUCAGGUCUGUCUAUACCUUGAGUACAUUCAGUGCUAUCUUGGCCUUUCAGGAAAGAAAGAAAUUCCUUUCCCAGCCCAUCUUGUUAACACUGCAUAAUGUAUACUGUGCACAGCUAAUUCCUCUUCUAGCUGUGAAACAUUGUGAGAAGACUGUCUUUUCUAUUGCCUGCACUGUAGGAGUACAGGAGAGUAGUUGGCAGACUGUAGAAUGAAAGACCAUAGAGAUAUAUUAAGGGGCAUUGGAUAGCAGGAAAAUGAACUUACACCCCACAUAGUUUACCCAUAGAAGACUGGGGAAGCAUCAAUAGUUGGUUAUGCUGCUCAUUGUUCACCCCUGGGUUCCCAUUGGAGGCAAUGACCAGCUGCUUAAUGCUGCCUUGGGUCACUUGCUCGGGUAUAGCAAAUGCAUAGCUGCUCCUGGGUUGUUCUUGCUGAGUCAUUUUUGCCUGUCUUACCUCAUAGUGGAGGUGGGUUUGUAGCUUUUUGUUUUCUCUUUUUUCCUUGUGAAAAUAGAAUGGUAUAUGUGCUAUACGCAACACUGACAGUUGUAAUAGAAAUGUGACCAACAAGCUCCCCUUCACAGAUUACAUGGGAGCAAUCAUGUUAACCAAAGUGUAUAUAUAUGGGAGUCCUCCAGAAUAUGUAUCUCCUGUGGUGCACACAGUUGUGAACCUAGAUUUGCAAGCGGCACAUUCUAUUUGGCUUGUAUAAUAUAUUUUUCUUGUAUUUACUAAAAGCAUGAUACAUUAUGCUUUAACUGAAAGCCUUAAGAUCUCAGUUUUCUUCUCAUUAAUUGAUCAUCAGUUUAAAAUAGCUUACUUCAUGUUACGUGUUUGAGAACUGAUGACAAACACUCUUUUUCUUUUCAACUUACCUCAGUAGGUACAUACGUUCUGCAAAGAACAUGAAGGUAACUUUUAAUGGAAUGGAAGAAAUAAUUACUGAUAUUUCCUCUUGUGUUUAUAUUAUACUUUAUAUAAAAUUUUUGUUAAAAUAUGACUUUGCUCAUAAUAUGUCACUUAAAUAAAACAUGGAUAUAUUUAAAAUGUAUUAAACUGGCAGGUUGGUUUGUGGUAAUCUUUCUGCUUCAAAUAUGCUAACAUUAGUUUUGGGUUGAUUAUUGGGAACCUUUCCACUUCAUAGAGUCCAUUGCUGCUGGCAUACAAUUGGAUGACAUUUUUCAAGCCAUGCAACUGUACAAUAUAACAAAAAUAAUUCAGAACCUGCAAGAGUAAAUGAUCUUUUAAAUAUUCCUAAUAAACACAUUAAAAAGGACAAAA